UCAGCACUGUCAGCAGUCGCUUCGCUACUCGCCAGUCGGUGCGUAAGCUGAUAAGGUUAUGUUCGCGUGGCCUCCGUUCUACUAACAUUAGUUCGCUGUCUAAAUUGUGUUGUAACUUACUCAAGUUUAGUAAUAAAUAAGUAAUAGAGUCAACCUACUUUGUAGCACCCCGACCGACCUUUAAAAUAAAUACGGAGCAAAUACUUGUGUGGGAAUGAUUUGCAGAUAGAUGCACAGAUAUGCCACCACAAACUAAUAGUAGAUGAGUUUCGACAGGGAUUAGCCUACCUGAAUUACUGUAUUUACUGUUCAUCCGAAUUGAUUCGUACAGACGUCUGCUCCAUAAUAUCGUUCUGAGAAAGAAAUUCCUAGGGGCACAAUGAUUGAACAAGACCAUCCCGAAUUACUAGAGGCAUCGAUGAAUGUCCAGCCUGAACAGAGGGAUGCCCAACCAAAACCAAAAAAUAAGACCGGACAAAAGUCGGACAAUACAUUCCAAUGUGCAAACUGCAGUUAUUCAGCCAAAUACAAAUCUGCUUUGGUGAGCCACAUGAUGAGCCACAGAGCGUCCUCGGAGACGACAAUGUACAAGUGCGACGUUUGCCAGCACGAGACCAAAAGAAAAGCCGAUCUCAGGGCCCACAUGAUAAUCCACAUGGAUCCGGCAGACGUGAAGAUCUUCUACUGCGCCAACUGCUCCUACUGGACGAGAAGGAAGUGCGAUCUCAAACAGCACGUCAUCGUUCACCAGGACUCUUCAUACAAGUGCCCUCUCUGUCCCUUCACGACGAACAACAAGCUAUAUCUCGACAAAACGCAUUCCUUGCAUCACAAGGACGACUCUGAGGUUACAGUAUAUAAAUGCGAACAUUGCCUGUACGAAACGAAAUUCAAGCAUUUGUUCAAGAGGCACGUGACCACCCACCAGGACCCGUCCACGCGACCGGAGUACCAGUGCAACUGGUGCGAUUUUACCACUAAGAGCAAGAUAGGCUUAAAGAAUCAUAUGCUGUUGGUGCACACGUGCCCGUCGGAGAUCGAGAUGUAUCGGUGCGAUAUGUGCGAAUACCAAUCGAAAACGAAAACGGGGGUGAGGAAUCAUAUACGGAAUAAACACAUGCCGGCCGAGAUAAAGUAUAUGUGCCCUCACUGUCCGUUCAGGACUAAGAACAGGAAAUAUUUAAAAAAGCACGUGAUGCUGCAUCAGGAUCCUUCGAAAGUUACGAUGUACCAUUGCGAUAGUUGCGAUUAUAAAUCGAUCCGCAAGGGAAAUGUUAAGUCGCACAUGUUCACUCACGUAAAGAAAAAAGAUAUCGAGCAGAGAGUAAUCUAUAAAAAACCAUAGAGCGAAGGCGGUGGGCCAGUGUGAUCUUGUAGAAGCAGAAAUUGUUUUUAUUUUUGGACUACAGCAAGAAAGCAUCAGUGAUAGUGUAUUUUAAACAUGUUUAUUUUAUUAUGGAUGGGAGCAGGACUUUAAUAAACUUAAUAGUAGGGGAACUCACUGUUGGCAUCCAUUUUUGGUGGCCUUGAAAUGACUGCCAUGUCCUCUAAGAACAUUGACACUUUCUGAGUGAUGAGGUGGCAUUAUUAUCACACGCUCUGGAUUUGGAAAUGACAGAAGGAUCAGUUAUAUCUCAGGCUACCCGAAAACUUCCCUAAAAUGGAUCACUGAGAGCCCAUGCUAAGCCCCAAAGUAGAAUGACAUGUUCAAAACGCUUAGAACAGCGUUAACUAAUGAGUUGCUUGGAAUCUUGAAAGGAAAAGAAAAUUUGGUAAGAAAAAUUGAUAAAAAAAAGUGAUUACACCAAAAAUAAGUUGACUUUAUUAAAAGAGAAAAAUAUCAAAGAACAAUAAUUGUCAAUGAGGAUUUUAAGUUAUACCUUUUAUCGUCUUACGGGAAAGUUACUAGGUUUGUAAUUUUUAUAACUGUUAGCAAAAGUUAUGACAAAGUCAGUUAGUCAAAAGUUGU
Messenger RNA from Anoplophora glabripennis (Asian longhorned beetle), 1969 nucleotides. RefSeq names its product zinc finger Y-chromosomal protein-like. The record is from RefSeq and is a predicted model, not a curated record. The transcript has 4 exons. Lineage: Eukaryota; Metazoa; Arthropoda; Insecta; Coleoptera; Cerambycidae. Gene Ontology annotation, cellular component: nucleus. Gene Ontology annotation, biological process: regulation of gene expression. The coding region runs from base 380 to 1345 and encodes 321 amino acids.